Messenger RNA from Phyllostomus discolor (pale spear-nosed bat), 1960 nucleotides. It is a transcript of the gene OPRM1, whose product is annotated as opioid receptor mu 1. Gene Ontology annotation, molecular function: neuropeptide binding; G-protein alpha-subunit binding; G-protein beta-subunit binding. Lineage: Eukaryota; Metazoa; Chordata; Mammalia; Chiroptera; Phyllostomidae. The record is from RefSeq and is a predicted model, not a curated record. Bases 203 to 1411 code for a protein of 402 amino acids. Gene Ontology annotation, cellular component: membrane; neuron projection. Gene Ontology annotation, biological process: sensory perception of pain; G protein-coupled opioid receptor signaling pathway; neuropeptide signaling pathway. The transcript has 4 exons.
GGGCUGCAAGCGGAGGAUAACGUCAGAUGCUCCGUGCUCCCCCUCCGCCUGGCGCUCCCAUCUGGAUCCGCCAGGGGUGGGCUCUGUCAGAGCAGCCGGAGCCCCGGCAGCCGCGGGAGGAAGCGGCUGAGGCGCGCGGAGCCCGAAAAGUGGGUGCGCUCGCGGCUACCUCCCAGCCCGGUCCGGACCGGCCGUCAGCACCAUGGACAGCGGCCCCGGCCCCGGGAACGCCAGUGACUGCACGGAUCCCUUCGUGCGCUCCGCCAGUUGCGCGGCCGCAGCCCCGAGCCCCGGGUCCUGGGUCAACUUGUCCCACCCGGAGGGUAACCUGUCCGACCCGUGCGGCCCCAACCGCACCGAGCUGGGCGGGGGCGACAGCCUGUGCCCUUCCAGCGGCAGCCCUUCGGUGAUCACGGCCGUCACCAUCAUGGCCCUCUACUCCGUCGUGUGCGUCGUGGGUCUCUUCGGAAACUUCCUGGUCAUGUACGUGAUUGUCAGAUACACCAAAAUGAAGACCGCCACCAACAUCUACAUCUUUAACCUUGCCCUGGCAGACGCCUUGGCGACCAGCACCCUGCCAUUCCAAAGUGUCAAUUACCUCAUGGGAACAUGGCCGUUCGGAACCAUCCUCUGCAAGAUAGUGAUUUCCAUAGAUUACUACAACAUGUUCACCAGCAUAUUUACCCUCUGUACCAUGAGCGUUGAUCGCUACAUUGCAGUCUGCCAUCCCGUCAAGGCUCUGGAUUUCCGUACUCCCCGCAAUGCCAAAAUCAUCAACGUCUGCAACUGGAUCCUCUCUUCAGCCAUUGGCCUGCCCGUAAUGUUCAUGGCAACGACAAAAUACAGGCAUGGUUCCAUAGAUUGCACACUAGCAUUCUCUCACCCUACCUGGUACUGGGAAAACCUACUGAAAAUCUGCGUUUUCAUCUUUGCCUUCGUCAUGCCCGUCCUCAUCAUCACGGUGUGCUAUGGACUGAUGAUAUUACGCCUCAAGAGCGUCCGUAUGCUCUCUGGCUCCAAAGAAAAAGACAGGAAUCUUCGAAGAAUCACCAGGAUGGUGCUGGUGGUCGUAGCGGUGUUCAUCGUCUGCUGGACUCCCAUCCACAUUUACGUCAUCAUUAAAGCCUUGAUAACCAUCCCAGAAACUACUUUUCAGACUGUUUCCUGGCACUUCUGUAUUGCCCUAGGUUACACAAACAGCUGCCUGAAUCCAGUCCUCUAUGCGUUUCUGGAUGAAAACUUCAAGCGAUGCUUCAGAGAGUUCUGUAUCCCAACUUCCUCCACCAUCGAGCAGCAAAACUCCGCUCGAAAUCGUCAGAACACUAGAGAUCAUCCCUCCACAGCCAACACGGUGGAUAGGACGAACCAUCAGCUAGAAAACCUGGAAGCAGAAACUGCUCCGAUGCCCUAACUGGGUGUCAUGCCAUGCAGACCCUCACUGAGCUGAGAAGCCGCCAUCUUCUGUGGAAGCAGGUCACUGCCAGGAUGUGUGGGAGGUUCUAGUUUCCUAGGAAAGUGCUGCCUCCGAGUCAUCAGAACGCUUUCUUCUCUGGUCACUCCACUCUGCCUCAUCAGAGGGUCACCCAAACUGAGUCCAAGGCCCAGGAAGGAAAGAACUGCGCCACACUAAUGAGGUCAGCCUGUGUACAUAAUCACACGGAAGACGCCCAAUGGGACCUCAACGAGCUACGGUACGUACAUUGAGGUCCUCAUGGAAGACGAACCUUCUGUAGGUAAUAUAUUUUUCAAGCAAAUAUUUAUGGUCUCAUCAUAGAAAAACAGUAGAUGGUUUAGUUCAACACAGUCCCAUGUAAACACUACCUCUGAUCAAGCACCUUGUAUGGACAUCCAAGAAUUUCCAGUCUUCUGUAAGAGAAUACUCUGCUCUACCGUUGACCUUUAAUGUUAACCUUAAAAUUUUCUUCUGGCUAAGACACCAUUUCCACCUUCAUUUUUUUUU